AUGUCAGACCCUCCCUGGAUUCCUUGGGCAGGCCAUCCCUUCGACUAUUGGGUUGGGACGAAUGAUCCCGAUGAACCAGUCCGGCCUUGCGAUGACCUUGGCGACAUCAUCCUUCGUGCUUCCGACAACCUUGACUUCGUAGUCCAUCAAAGCAUCCUAUCGAGAGCAUCUCCGUUUUUCAAGAACAUGUUUUCCUCAAACUUGACUGACUCGAGUCUGGACUUGCAACGCCUUGAUCUUCCCGUAAUUGUCAUGGCCGAGAACCAACACACCUUGGAUAUGUUUCUAAGAUUGCUAUACCCAAUGGCCCAGCAGACUGUCGAUGGUAUCACAGACGUCACGACAAUCUUGCAGGUGCUGGACAAGUAUGAAAUCGACAGCCUUCCUGCAGCUCUGGAAGCCUCUCUUAUGCGUAUCGCAGAGGAGAAGCCGGAUUUUGUUUGCGCGGUCGCCUGCCAUUUCAAAUUACCGAAACUUGCGAAUGCCGCAGCGCAGCUACUACUGCAGCACCCAGUUGUAUCCAUUUCCUCUCUUUCCACUGGACUCGUCGAAAAUUAUGAGGUAUCAUCUGCCGUACGGAAAAGCCAUUUCGAAUAUCGCGCACAUUGCACCCUGACGGCCAUCGAACUCUUGGAACACUACAAGCCCUAUUGUGCUAGCUAUAAGCAGGGAUUUUUGGGUUCUUACUACGUCGCGGCAUGCAAUUGCGUUCGUGAAGGUCAUUCUCGAUAUCGUAACGACUCGCGGUACUCCGUCAUAUGGGUCCUGGACUAUCUGGAUCGUUGUCGAAUUGCAUUGGAACAGACACCCUACUGGAAGAUAGUCCUCGACCCGAGCAUCAUCAUCCCGUCCGUCAUAAAGGCGAUGAAAUGCAAGGUGUGCAAACAUAAUGCCGAGACAAUGGGCCAGCUCAGCCAAGAACUUGCUGAGAAGAUUCGAUCCUCGGUCGCCCGGGUACGCUGA
This is a messenger RNA of Heterobasidion irregulare TC 32-1, 963 nucleotides long. RefSeq lists its product as uncharacterized. NCBI's taxonomy places the organism in Eukaryota, Fungi, Basidiomycota, Agaricomycetes, Russulales, Bondarzewiaceae. Gene Ontology annotation, molecular function: protein binding. Bases 1 to 963 code for a protein of 320 amino acids. The transcript has a single exon. The record is from RefSeq and is a predicted model, not a curated record.